Messenger RNA from Blumeria graminis f. sp. triticale, 2811 nucleotides. The record is from the annotation of a GenBank genome assembly. NCBI's taxonomy places the organism in Eukaryota, Fungi, Ascomycota, Leotiomycetes, Helotiales, Erysiphaceae.
AUGGAGAUCAUCAAGCCAAAAACAGAUGAAGAGAAACAAGCGGCCGCUAAGGCGGAAUAUGAAAAGCUACUUACGAUGCGAUCUGGCGGAACAUACAUCCCUCCGGCGCGACUACGAGCCCUUCAAUCCCAGAUUACGGACAAGUCAAGCAAAGAGUACCAGCGUAUGGCAUGGGAGGCCUUAAAAAAAUCAAUCAACGGGCUGAUUAACAAAGUCAACAUAUCGAAUAUUAAGCACAUUGUUCCCGAACUUUUUGGUGAAAAUUUGAUAAGAGGUCGAGGACUUUUUUGUCGAAGUAUUAUGAAGGCACAAGCGGCUAGUCUACCUUUUACGCCAAUAUACGCUACAAUGGCUGCAAUAGUUAAUACAAAACUACCAAACGUUGGAGAACUUCUGCUAAAGCGUCUAAUAACACAGUUUAAGAAAGGGUUCAAGAGAAAUGACAAAGCAGUCUGUUUAUCUGCUACUACUUUCAUCGCUCAUUUGUGUAAUCAUCAAGUCGCUAACGAAGUUGUCGCUGCUCAAAUCCUACUAUUACUCCUUCAUCGGCCGACUGAUGAUAGCGUUGAAAUUGCUGUGGGAUUAACAAGAGAGGUUGGGCAGCAUCUAGAAGAGAUGAACCAGGUCAUAGCUCUUGCAGUCUUCGAUCAAUUCCGGAAUAUUUUACACGAGGCAGAUAUAGAUAAACGGAUCCAAUAUAUGAUCGAGGUUCUUUUCCAGGUUAGAAAAGACAAGUAUAAAGAUAACCCUGCCAUCAAAGAGGAAUUAGAUCUUGUUGAAGAAGAGGAUCAAAUCACACAUGUUAUUUCAUUGGAUGAUGAAAUUGACGUGUCUGAAGGACUGAACGUGUUUAAAUAUGAUCCUGACUGGGAAGCAAACGAGGAUAAAUAUAAUCAAACUAAAGCCGAGAUAUUCGGAGAAGCCAAUGAUAGUGAGGAAGAUGAAGACUGUGAAGAUGGGGAUGAAAGUGAUGACGAGGACGGAGAACAGGAAGACAAGGCGAUUGAAAUCAAGGAUCGAAGCAAUGCAGACCUCGUCGCCCUCCGAAAAACUAUUUACCUAACAAUAAUGUCAAGUGUUGAUCCCGAAGAAUGCUGUCAUAAACUAAGGAAAGUGCAGCUUCCCGGUGGACUAGAGCAUGAGCUUCCUUCUAUGAUCAUUGAAUGUUGCUCCCAAGAGAAAACUUAUUCCAAAUUUUUUGGUCUGAUCGGUGAACAGUUGUCAAGGAUAAACCGACUCUGGACUCAACUUUUCGAAGAAUCAUUCAACAAAUACUACGAUACUAUUCAUCGGUAUGAAACUAACAGACUGCGCAAUAUCGCUCGUUUUUUUGGCCAUUUAUUGAGUUCAGAUGCUAUAGGGUGGCAUGUAUUUUCCAUCGUUCAUUUGAAUGAAGAAGAAACAACAGCUAGCAGUCGUAUCUUCAUCAAAAUUCUCUUCGAGGAUUUAGUUGAAGCCAUGGGCAUGAUAAAACUGCAAGCUCGCCUAAAAGAUGAUGGGCUCCGAACAUAUUUUGAGGGUCUCUUCCCCAAAGAUAAUCCUCGCAACACACGAUUUUCGAUUAAUUACUUCACAUCAAUAAAAAUGGGACCUCUGACAGAGGAACUGCGUGAAUAUUUGUCAAGCCUACCUAAACAGACACUACCCGCUCCAGUUAUUGGAGGCGACAGGUCGGGCUCUAUUUCAAGCUCGGCGUCCAGCUAUUCUUCUUGUACUAGAACUUCUUACUCGGGGUCUCGAUCACCUUCACCAAAGAGGUCACUUCGUAGAAAUAUCUCACCAACACCCGAAAAACACCCCGAGCGUAGUGAUAAUUCUUCGGUGGGUGCUAUAUCUCGGGGACGUGGGAGUCACAAUAAGAUGAAGUCAUCUGUUUCAAAGCGCGGUAAUGCUAGCUUAUCUAGAUCACCGUACCGGGGUCGCCGGAGUGUGAGUCGAUCUAGAUCGCCCUACCGAAGUCGCACAAGUCUUAAUCAAACCAAAAAACCGUCUCGGAAGCGGGAAAGUUUCAGUUCCUCCCGAUCACCACACCGGGGCCGUCAAAGCAUAAGUCGGUCUAGAUCUCCGUACCGGAGACGCUCAAGUCUAAGCCCAUCUAGAACGCCGCCUCUAAGGCAUGAAAAAAGCAGUCCCUCUAGAUCACCACGUCGAGGUCGUCAAGGCAUAAGUCGGUCUAGAUCUCCGUACCGGAGACGCUCAAGUCUAAGCCCAUCUAGAACGCCGCCUCUAAGGCGUGAAAAAAGCAGUCCCUCCAGAUCACCACGUCGAGGUCGUCGAAGCAUAAGCCGGUCAAGGUCACCCUAUCGAAAACGACCAAGUUAUAGCCUCUCAAGAUCGCCGCAUCGUAGACGAGGAAAGAGCAGCCCAUCUCAAUCACCACACCGAGGACGAAGUACAAGACGAUCAAAAUCACCGGCACAGAGACGUCCAAGUUAUAGUAUUUCUAGAUCACCGCCUCGAAGACGCGAGAACAGUAGCUCAUCUCGAUCACCACAUCGAGGACGUCGAAGCGUGAGACGAUCAAGAUCACUAUAUCGUAGUAGCCGAAGCCGAAGCAUGUCUAGGUCAACAUCCCGAAAACGACAAUCCACAAAAAUACAAUCACUUGCUAAAACUACUGGUAGAAAAAAUCGGCAUUCGUUGACGCCGACAAAAAACAGCCGCCCAAACUCUACCUACUCUACGUCACGCUCACCUUCAAGGCGACGGAAACCUCGAACCGAAACAAGACCUAGAUCGCCCAUCAAUAAGAGGCACAGGAAUUAUAGUGACUCGAGAUCACCACCCCCAAAAAGGGGGAGACGUCGCUGA